Messenger RNA from Bradysia coprophila, 869 nucleotides. RefSeq lists its product as uncharacterized. The record is from RefSeq and is a predicted model, not a curated record. NCBI's taxonomy places the organism in Eukaryota, Metazoa, Arthropoda, Insecta, Diptera, Sciaridae.
GAAUCGGAAUUUUAAUUGCAAAUCGUCUAGCUUUUCCGUUACCUUAACAGUAUAGUCGAAUUACAUUGAUAAAAGUCCAAUCCUAUCGCUAAUCCGAUUAACAAAAAUAACUUUAUCUAUUCGAUAAAUCAGAGCCGAUUAUAAUUUUUAACCAAUGACAUUAUGAUCCACAGAGUAUCAACAGCACGACUUAAAUAUUCACGCAGUCGUUCAGUGGUUAAAAUAAAGUCAGUUUCAAAAUAAGGUGUUUUUCAUUAGUUCUAUUUCCUCGAGAAACACAAUUCGAAAAGGCCGCAGCAAUAAACAUCUGCUCAUUUUCAAUGUAACGAACUCAGUUUUCUUUCGAGCCUAAUGGAAGUUAUUGGGGUGCUCAGAAAUUUGUUUUGAUAAUUUGUAAAUCUUAGUAUCAACAUGCAUACGAGUGCUAUUCUCUGGGUUCCACUCAGUAUUUUCUUUGUUAUCACACUAACGUUCUUAGCUAAGUACUCAUUCGAUCGAAGACAUUACAAAAAUGCGUCGCGAAGAGCAGUUGCAGCAGCAAAUAAUAUCGAGAACACUAACACCACAGUUGUAUAUACAAUACCAACUACUGGUCAGUUGAACUCAGCCUAUCCGGAAUUGCAGAGACAAAUGUCGAAUGGCAGACCACCUCCAUACGUAUCAUCUGGUGAAUCUCCACCUUCAUAUGAUCAAGCAGUGUCGAUACCAAUCGAUCAACCUCGAGGUAACAUGGUCAUUAAGUAGAAUUUCCAUUAACCCUUUGUAACAAUGGUCCUAAAUUUUAUUUUACUCUUUAAGAACUUAAAUUAAUUUACACAUUUAGCUUGUAUGUGUCCAGCUGUGAAUAAAAUGAUACGUUUUUUCUACUA